Sitophilus oryzae (rice weevil) is the source of this 718-nucleotide messenger RNA. Its product is annotated as probable cytosolic Fe-S cluster assembly factor GK14772. Gene Ontology annotation, cellular component: cytosolic [4Fe-4S] assembly targeting complex. Lineage: Eukaryota; Metazoa; Arthropoda; Insecta; Coleoptera; Curculionidae. Gene Ontology annotation, biological process: iron-sulfur cluster assembly. Bases 251 to 718 code for a protein of 155 amino acids. The record is from RefSeq and is a predicted model, not a curated record. The transcript has 4 exons. Gene Ontology annotation, molecular function: 4 iron, 4 sulfur cluster binding.
UAGAGGUUAUAAAAAUUUCUAAUUGCAACAAAAAUAAUACCAGAAUAAUACGUUUUUGAGUAUAUUCUUGCAAUAAUCAAUGUUAAAAAGUUAAUUCUAAUUCACAGUUUUAUUAGAGAAAGUUCGUUUUUUUUAACAAAAAACGAGAGUGUGCCUAAACAAGAAAUAAAUACAUUUUUGCAAAAUAUUGGUUAAAAAUUUGUUGGAUUUCUCUAGAAAGAACGUAAUUAUAUAAAUAAAUUUAGUCAAAAUGUCCAGAUUCAGUGGGGUUUUACAAUUAACUGAUCUAGAUGAUUUUAUUACACCUUCUCAGGAGUGCAUUAAGCCUGUAGAAAUCCAAAAAGUCAAAACGUCUGGAACUGGAUCUAAAAUAAAAAUUCAAGAAGAUGGCUCUUAUUUUCAAAUUGAAGAAGAUGGGAGUUUUCAAAAGCUUCAGAAAGUUGAAAUUACAUUAGCUGAUUGCCUUGCCUGUUCAGGAUGUAUAACUUCUGCAGAAAGUGUAUUAGUAACACAGCAGAGCCAAGAAGAACUAUUGAGAGUAUUUGAAGAAAAUACAAAUUUGAAAGUGGUAAAAUCAUUUAAGUCAAAAGAUAGCUCACUAAAUAUAGGUACAGCGGUGAACGUGAACGCGUUGGUGUGUGCUAGAAUGAUAGCUCAUGUUAUCGCUGCCCUGAUCGUGAUCGUGAUCGCGGACGUGAUCGAACCAGUGUGCGUGUAG